AAUAGUACAAGAUCCAUGGAUCUUCACAUUGAAUUCAGAGAUGGAACAGUGCCUUCUGCCCCACUCAUUGUGGAGAUAGAUAAUACAAUUGCAUCCUACGAUCAGACCCACAUCAAGCAGAAAAGAACUGAAGCAGUCCUGCAGAGAGUCAAAGAACAGCACAAAACCAGCAUGAAAAACAAGUUUGGCUGCUUAUUUGAGGGAAACAAACUACAAGAGAAUGAAACCCUCUUGAACAGGAUCUACACACAGCUCUACAUCAUAGAAGGAGAGAGAGAAGGAGUGAAUGAAGAACAUGAGGUUUUACAGAUGGAGAAAACAUCCAGAACACAACACUCACAACAAAAUCCAAUAAACUGUAAUGACAUCUUUACCACCUUAUCUAAACCAGGAUAUGAUGAGAAAGACAAAAUCAAGACUGUUCUUACUAAAGGCAUCGCUGGAAUUGGAAAAACUGUCUCUGUGCAGAAGUUCAUUCUAGACUGGGCAGAGGGAGAAGCCAAUCAGGAUGUAGAUUUCAUGUUUGUGCUUUCAUUUCGAGAGCUGAACUUGAUUCAAGAUCGUCAGUACAGUCUUCACAGACUUCUGCUUGACUUCCAUCCUCAGCUUCAAGAUCUGGACUCAAAGGUUUAUGAGGAGUGUAAAGUUGUGUUUAUUCUAGAUGGUCUGGAUGAAAGCAGAAUGUCACUGUUUUCAGAUGAUGAGAAAGUUUGUGAUGUGAAUGAGUCUUCAUCAGUGGGUGUGUUGAUGUCAAACCUCAUCAGAGGAGAUCUGCUUCCCUCUGCUCUCAUCUGGAUCACCUCCAGACCAGCAGCUUCCAAUCAGAUCCCCUCCAAAUACAUCAACCGUGUGACAGAAAUUCAAGGUUUCAAUGACCCUCAAAAAGAGGAAUAUUUUAGGAAGAGAAUCAGUGAUGAGCACCAAGCCAUCAGAAUCAUCUCACACAUCAGAAGAGCAAGAAGCCUCCACAUCAUGUGCCACAUCCCCGUCUUCUGCUGGAUCUCAUCCACUGUGAUUGAGAAGCUCCUGAAAGAAGAUCUGAGUGCAGAAAUACCUCAAACUUUUACUGAAAUGUACAUCCACCUUCUGCUGACUCAAAUGAGCAAGUAUGAAGAGAGAGAUCCACAGAAACUCCUAAAGACCAAAAGAGAAGUGAUUGUGAAACUUGCUGAAGUGGCUUUCAAGCAGCUGAUGAAGGGCAAUGUGAUGCUCUAUGAGGAGGACCUGAGAGAGAGUGGCUUAGACAUUACUGACGCCUCAGUGUAUUCUGGGAUUUGUACUGAGAUCUUUAAGGAAGAAUCUGUGAUUCAUCAGAGAAAAGUCUACUGCUUCAUUCAUCUGAGUGUUCAGGAGUUUCUCGCUGCUUUCUAUGUGUUUUACUGUUAUUUAAGCAGCACCAUGGAAGCCCUUAAGACCUUUGAUCCAAUGCACAAUUUGCAUAAAGGUGCAAUAGAUAAAGCCUUAGAAAGUAAAAAUGGGCAUCUGGAUCUGUUCCUGCGGUUCCUGCUUGGCAUCUCACUGGAGUCCAAUCAGAGACUAUUACAGGAUCUACUGUCAAACACAGAGGACAGCUCAGAGAGCAUCAGGAGAACCACACAGUACAUUAAAGAAAAUAUCAAAGAUGGACAUGCACUGUUCAUUGAAAGAUCUAUCAAUCUGUUCCUCUGUCUGCUGGAAGUCAAAGAUCAGACUCUGUCCAGAGAGAUUCAGGAGUUUGUGAAAUCAGAGAAACACAAAGAAAAAAAUCUCUCUCCAUCUCACUGCUCAGCAAUCGCCUACAUGCUUCAGAUAUCAGAGGAGGUGCUAGAUGAGCUGGAUCUCAAGAAAUACAACACAUCAGAUGAGGGGAGAAGAAGACUGAUACCAGCUGUGAUCAACUGCAGAAAAGCUCUUCUUGCUGGCUGUAAUCUCACUGGUCAAUCCUAUGAAAUUGUGUCAUCAGUUUUACAUUCCUCAAACCCUGUCCUGAGAGAGCUGGACCUGAGUAACAAUGACCUGCAGGAUUCAGGAGUGAAGCUACUCUCUAAUGGACUGAAGAGUCCAAAAUGUCAGCUUAAGAUAUUAAGGUUGUCUGGCUGUAUGGUGACAGAGGAAGGCUGUUCUGUCAUGACAACUUUGGCAUGGUAA
This is a messenger RNA of Carassius auratus (goldfish), 2127 nucleotides long. Its product is annotated as protein NLRC3-like. NCBI's taxonomy places the organism in Eukaryota, Metazoa, Chordata, Actinopteri, Cypriniformes, Cyprinidae. The coding region runs from base 16 to 2127 and encodes 703 amino acids. The transcript is spliced from 5 exons. The record is from RefSeq and is a predicted model, not a curated record. Gene Ontology annotation, molecular function: protein binding.